UGUUCUAAAUUUAUAACAAUCUGGAAAGCAUUUGCAGGUUAAUAAAGUUCAGUCCACAAUUUAUGGCUACAAACACAGACACACACACACACGUUAUAUUCUUUCUCAUUGUUCACAAUUUUAGUGUUUAUUGUUAAAAAGUGUAUGUUUUGGGUUUUAUGAAUGCUGACAUUUUUCAAAUUUUAAUUAUUACUUUUUACUAUAUAGAGGUAUAAAUACUGAGAUGUUAAAUUAUUGGCUACAAAUUUUCAAUUAAAUGUUUAUUACUUAUUCUUCUUUUUCAGUACUGUUGAUGCAACCUAGAGUCUUGUGGAUGCUCAUCAGAAUUCUACCAAUGAGUUCUAUCCAUGUCUCAGAUUUAUUAAUAUUUUAUUUAAUGUUUAUGCAUGCAUAUAAUGUAUUUGGAUUCAAUCCAAUCUCCAAUUCUUCUCCUAUUUAUAAUUUUUCUUCCAUCUUUAUGUUCUUACUCUCUCUUUCUCUUUCUCUCUCUCAUUUUUAAAUUAAUGUUCACUGAAAUCAGUUAGUGUUGUAUGUGUGUACAGAUUUUAUUUUGUGACAUAUUCUCAUCAAGUUGCUCAGGCUGGCCUUGAACUCACUCUGGAGCUCAGUAGACCUUGAAAGUGGCAGAACCUUCCUAUCUCAGUGUACUGCAUAGCAGAGAUUUCAUUCCUGUACCUCCAGGAUUGCUAUCUUUUUUUCUUGGUGUGUUAAACAUGAAGAAAUUAAAAAGUAUAUUUAUAAAAUUGUUAAAAGUUCAUAUUCCUGACUUAAUCUAAAUCAGUAUUUUCAGUGUUUUAGAAUUUGGUAUUAUACUAGCUUAGAUUUUCUUUAUUUCUAAGUUUAAAAAAAAUUUGCAAAACUAUUAAAAAUGGAAAGUAACCUUUUUGGUGGUUCUGGAGCCAAAUAAAAGCUAGGCAAGCAAUCACAUGCUGAGCUAACCCUGGCAUAAAUGCUAAAUAUAAUUGAAUACUUUUCUUCUUCUAUUAUAAUUAGAAUGUCUUCCCAUUCUAAUUGCCUCUUUUAUUUUUCCAGCAUUUUGGGAUUUCUCUUAAAUAUGCCUGAAUCCCAGGUAACUUUAAAGAGUUAAAAAGGUAUUAACUAUUAAGAGUUUACUUGUUAUCAAUAACUUUCAUGUAUUUUCUUAUUUCUUGCCAGAAAUAUUGAAGAAUGAUUGCAGAUAAUAAUCUCCAAGAGUUUCAGAAGGAUGUCCUCUGUCAAUGAGAGUGCCUCGCACCCCCCUGCCUUCCUUCUGCUGGGCAUUCCUGGCCUGGAUGCUUUCCACGUCUGGAUAGCCUUCCCCUUCUUUGUUGUUUAUCUAAUAGCACUUGUGGGGAAUUUCACAAUUCUCUGUGUGAUCAAGAAUGAGCAGAGUCUUCACCAGCCCAUGUUCUACUUCCUUGCUCUACUCUCUUUCAUUGAUCUUGGCCUCUCCACAUCUACUGUUCCCAAGAUGCUAGGUAUCUUCUGGUUUAACCUUACAGAGAUAAGUUUCGAAGGCUGUCUCAUCCAGAUGUUCUUCAUCCACACCUACACAGGCAUGGAAUCUGUUGUGCUCCUGGCCAUGGCAAUUGACCGUUUUGUUGCCAUUUGUCACCCACUUAGAUAUACUUCUAUUCUAACCAACAAGGUGGUAGCUCUCAUGGCAUCUGUUGUAGUAGGGAGGCCUGUCCUUCUUGUCAUUCCCUUCUGUCCACUCCUUAAGCGAUUGCCCUUCUGUGGACACUACAUAAUUCCUCAUACCUACUGUGAACACAUGGGGAUAGCUCGACUAGCCUGUGCCAGCAUAAGGAUAAACAUCAUCUAUGGCUUAUUUACCAUUGCUGCUCUGAUCUUUGAUUUAAUUCUCAUUGCUCUAUCCUAUGUUUGGAUCCUACAGGCCGUUUUUCGCCUUCCUUCUAGAGAUGCCAGACACAAAGCCCUUAGUACAUGUGGUUCGCAUGUCUGUGUCAUCUUAGCCUUUUAUACACCAGCUUUUUUCUCUUUUAUGACUCAUAGAUUUGGUAGAAAUGUUCCUCAGUACAUUCAUAUCCUCUUGGCCAAUCUCUAUGUGGUUGUCCCUCCUUGUUUAAAUCCAGUUAUUUAUGGAGUGAGGACAAAACAAAUUAGGGAGGGAGUCAUGAAAAUAUUUGUAAAGAAAGAGUAACUCAGAUAUCAGAGGUUCAUAAAUGCUGCCAGGUUGCUUUCCAUCAUUUGUCUUUCUCAGUGUUCUUCAAUCAACAACUAAGUCAAGGGAUAUUCAUACUCUUCAGGCAUUACCAUGGAGUCCUCAUUAAAUAUUUUGUUUCAAAAUGUCUACUUUGACUUUAAAAGUUUCUUACCUUUGUUAUUUUUAAUGAGAGUUAUAGAAGAUGGAGGAAUGAAGUUUAAGUAAAAGCUGUAAAAAAGAGCUAAUACCUAUACCCCUCAAAGUGUUCCACAUAAUAGAAACAGAAGGAACACUGCUAAACUCUUCAAACUCUUUUUAUGAGGCUACAGUUACCCUGAUACCAAAAUUACACAAAGAUCCAACCAAGAAACGGAAUUACAGACCAAUCUCACUCAUGAACAUGGAUGCAAAAAUUCUCAAUAAAAUACUGGCAAACCGAAUCCAAGAACACAUUAGAAAAAUUAUCCAUUAUGAUCAAGUCGGCUUCAUCCCAGAGAUGCAAGGCUUGUUCAACAUAGGAAAUUCUAUCAAUGUAAUCCAUCAUGUAAAUUAUGUAAAUCAUUAGAUGCCAAAAAAGCAUUUGAGAAAAUCCAACACCCCUUCAUGAUAAAGGUCUUGGAGAGAUAAGGCUGUUCACUCUCGAUAGCUCUUCAACAUAGUUUUAGCAACAGCAAUAGGACAACAAAAGGAGAUCAAAGGGAUUCAAAUUGAAAAGGAAGAAGUCAAACUUUUGUUAUUUGCAGAUGAUAUGAUUGUGUACAUAAGUAACCCCAAAAAUUCUACCAAAGAACUUUUAUAGCUGAUAGGAGUAUUGCAGUAAUGUGGCAGGAUACAAGAUCAACUCAAAAAAUCAGUAGCCCUUCUAUACACAAAUGAUAAAGCUGAGAGGGAAAUUAGAGAAACAUCACCUUUCACAAUAGCCACAAAUAACAUAAACUAUCUUGGGGUAACACUAACUAAAAAAGUGAAAGACCUAUUUGACAAGAAUUUUAAGUCUUUGAAGAAAGAAACUGGAGAAGAUACCAGAAAAUGGAAAGAUCUCCCAUGCUCUUGGAUAGGAAGGAUCAAAAUAGUACAAAUGGUAAUUCUACCAAAAGCAAUCUAUAGAUUCAAUGCAAUCCCCAUCAAAACCCAAACAGAAUUCUUCAUAGACCUUGAAAGAACAAUAAUCAACUUCAUACGGAAAAAAUUAAAACCCAGGAUAGCCAAAACAAUUCUAUAUAAUAAAGGAACUUUUAGAGGCAUCACCAUUCCUGACAUUGACAUUACAGAUCUACAGUAAUAAAAACAGCUAGGUAUUGGCAUAAAAACAGAGACGUUGACCAAUGGGAUCGAAUUGAAGACCCGGAUAUUAAUCUACAAACCUAUGAACACCUGAUUUUUGACAAAGGAGCUAAAAUUAUACGAUGGAAGAAAGAAAACAUCUUCAACAAAUGGUGCUGGCAUAACUGGAUGUCAACCUGUAGAAGAAUGAAAAUAGAUCCAUAUCUAUCUCCAUGCACAAAACUUAAGUCCAAAUAUAUUAAAGACCUCCAUAUAAAUCUGACCACAUUGUACCUGACAGAAGAGAUAGUGGGAAGUACUCUUCAAUGCAUGAGCACAGAAGACCACUUCCUAAAUAUAACCUUAGUAGCACAGCCACUGAGAGCAACAGUAAAUAAAUGGGACCUCCUAAAACUGAAAAGCUUCUAUAAAGCAAAAGACACAGUCAAAAAGAUUCUCUAAUAUAUGGAAAAUGGUAUUUAUUUUAUCAAUAGCAAAAAUUACAUAUAGAUUUUAUAAAAAGGAAAAUUUUGAUGGCAUACGUGUCUUAAGGAUUUGAAUCACGAAUCAUUUUUUUAUCUAAAUGCCUUAA
Messenger RNA from Alexandromys fortis (reed vole), 4001 nucleotides. RefSeq names its product olfactory receptor 52E4-like. NCBI's taxonomy places the organism in Eukaryota, Metazoa, Chordata, Mammalia, Rodentia, Cricetidae. The transcript has a single exon. Gene Ontology annotation, molecular function: G protein-coupled receptor activity; olfactory receptor activity. The coding region runs from base 1205 to 2143 and encodes 312 amino acids. Gene Ontology annotation, cellular component: plasma membrane. Gene Ontology annotation, biological process: G protein-coupled receptor signaling pathway. The record is from RefSeq and is a predicted model, not a curated record.